Messenger RNA from Leptosomus discolor (cuckoo roller), 2641 nucleotides. The record is from RefSeq and is a predicted model, not a curated record. Lineage: Eukaryota; Metazoa; Chordata; Aves; Leptosomiformes; Leptosomidae.
CGUUUGCUAGGCAGCUCGCAGCCGCCUUCGGUCCAGCUCUGGGUUUCCUUCGACCGCAAGCCGAUGCGUGCGGCACAGUUCGUAACCAAGCAUCCGAUUAAGGAGUAUUAUGUUGCCGAUGCCUCGGAGGACCAGGUGUUUGUGUGCGUCAGCCACGAUGACAACCGCACCAACCUCUACAUCUCGGAGGCGGAAGGCCUGAAGUUCUCCCUGUCUUUGGAAAACGUGCUUUACUACAGCCCGGGAGGAGCUGGAAGCGACACCUUGGUCAGGUAUUUUGCCAACGAGCCCUUUGCGGACUUCCAUCGCGUCGAAGGCGUGCGGGGCGUCUACAUCGCCACCUUGAUCAACGGCUCCUUCAGCGAGGAGAACAUGCGCUCCGUCAUCACCUUUGACAAGGGGGGCACCUGGGAGCUGCUGCAGCCCCCGGCACAGACGCGCUACGGGGAGCGGAUAGACUGCGAGUUCUCUCAGGGCUGCUCUCUCCACCUGGCCCAGCGCCUGAGCCAGCUGCUUAAUUUCCAGCUGCGCAGGAUGCCCAUUCUCUCCAAGGAGUCGGCGCCGGGAUUGAUCAUCGCCACCGGCUCCGUUGGCAAGAACAUGGCAAGGAAAACCAACGUCUAUGUCUCGAGCAGCGCCGGAGCAAGGUGGAGAGAGGCGCUGUCUGGACCCCACUAUUACACCUGGGGUGACCACGGCGGCAUUCUCGUGGCCAUCGCGCAGGGCACCGAGACCGACCAGCUCAAGUACAGCACAAAUGAGGGGGAAACCUGGAAAACGUUCACUUUCUCAGAGAAGCCGGUGUUUGUGUACGGCCUGCUUACCGAGCCCGGCGAAAAAAGCACCAUCUUCACCAUCUUCGGCUCCUACAAAGAGAACGGCCACAGCUGGCUGAUACUGCAGAUCAACACCACUGACGUGCUGGGGGUCCCUUGCACGGAGAACGACUACAAACUGUGGUCACCCUCCGACGAGCGAGGCAAUGAAUGCUUACUGGGCCAUAAAACCGUUUUCAAAAGGAGGACUCCUCAUGCGACCUGUUUCAACGGGGAAGAUUUUGACAGGCCUGUCAUGGUCUCCAACUGCUCUUGUACGAGGGAAGACUUUGAAUGUGAUUUUGGCUUUAAACUGAGCGAUGACUUAUCGCUAGAAGUUUGCGUCCCCGACCCCGAAUUCGCUGGGAAACCGUACGACCCGCCGGUCCCUUGCCCUGUUGGCUCGACUUACAAGAAGACUCGAGGCUACCGAAAGAUCUCUGGGGACACUUGUACCGGUGGAGACAUCGAGUCACGGCUCGAAGGGGAGCUGGUACCGUGCCCGCUAGCCGAGGAGAACGAGUUCAUUCUCUACGCCACCCGCUACUCCAUCCACCGCUACGACCUCGCCUCCGGCGUCAGCGAGGAGCUGCCCCUGGCCGGGCUGCGAGGGGCGGUCGCUCUGGACUUUGACUACGACCACAACUGCUUGUACUGGGCUGACGUGACUCUUGACAUUAUACAGCGUCUUUGUCUCAACGGCAGCUCUGGGCAGGAAAUAAUCGUGAGCACUGGGCUGGAAACAGUGGAAGCUUUGGCCUUUGAACCUCUCAGCCAGUUGCUGUACUGGGUCAACGCUGGGAUUCCCAAAAUUGAGGUUGCCAAUCCAGAUGGAGACCUGCGACUCACCGUCCUCAAUUCCUCGAUACUUGAACGUCCCAGAGCCCUCGCUCUGGUUCCCCGAGACGGGUUGAUGUUCUGGACGGACUGGGGAGACUCCAGAGCUGGCAUUUACAGAAGCGACAUGGACGGGUCGUCGGCCGGGUGCAUCGUUUCGGAGGGCGUGCGGUGGCCGAAUGGCAUUUCUGUGGAUGACCGCUGGAUCUACUGGACUGAAGCCUAUAUGGACAGGAUCGAGAGGGUCGAUUUCAACGGGCUGCAGAGAUCUGUGAUCCUUGACAGCCUCCCUCACCCCUACGCUAUUGCUGUAUUUAAGAAUGAAAUCUACUGGAACGACUGGUCACAGCUGAGUAUUUUCAGAGCGUCCAAAACCAGCGGUUCGAGAAUGGAGAUCUUAGUCGGCCGAUUAAAUGGGAUCAUGGAUAUGAAAAUCUUUUACAGAGGGAAGACAACAGGGGAGAACGCCUGCAUCGCCAAGCCCUGCAGCCUGCUCUGCCUGCCCAAGUCGAACAACGGCAAGAGCUGCAAGUGCCCCGACGGGGUGUCCAGCACCGUGCUGCCCACGGGGGAGGUGAAGUGCGACUGUCCUCGCGGCUACAUCAUGAAGAACACCACUUGCAUAAAGGAAGAAAACACGUGUCUGCCUAACCAGUACAGAUGCUUCAAUGGGAACUGCAUAAACAGCAUUUGGCGGUGUGACAACGAUAACGACUGUGGGGACAUGAGCGAUGAGAAGAACUGCCCCACCACCGUGUGUGACGCCGACACCCAGUUCCGCUGCCAGGGCUCGGGGACUUGCAUCCCACUGUCCUACAAAUGUGACCUGGAGGACGACUGCGGGGAUAACAGCGAUGAAAGUCACUGUGAGGCUCACCAGUGUCGAAACGAUGAAUUCAGCUGCAGCUCGGGGAUGUGCAUUCGUCUCUCCUGGAUGUGUGAUGGUGAUAACGACUGCAGGGACUGGUCCGAUGAAGUGAACUGCACCG